UCAAGCAACACAAACAUGGCAAACUCCAUCAACAUGUUGUUGAUUAUAACCACUUUUGUAGCAAUUGCUCCUCUCUGCUUGUGCCACAGCACAAAUGGAGGCUAUCUCUACCCACAAUUCUACGACCGAACAUGCCCACAAGCUCUACAUAUAGUCAAAUCCAUCGUGGCCAAAGCCGUCGCUAAAGAGCCUCGCAUGGCUGCCUCACUCCUACGGCUCCAUUUCCACGACUGCUUCGUGAAGGGAUGUGAUGCAUCGAUACUUUUGGACAGCGCUGGAGGCUUAACCAGUGAGAAAAACUCAAUCCCAAACAGGAAUUCGGUUCGUGGAUUCGAUGUGAUUGAUGAGAUCAAAUCAGCCCUCGAGAAAGCCUGCCCUCGAACCGUUUCAUGUGCAGAUAUUUUGGCUGUCGUAGCUAGAGACUCCACCGUUCUAGCUGGUGGACCGAGCUGGGUGGUUCCGUUGGGGAGAAGGGACUCGAGAGAUGCAAGUUUGAGUGGUUCGAACAACAACAUCCCAGCUCCAAACAACACCUUCCAAACAAUCCUCACCAAAUUCAAGCUAAAAGGAUUGAACAUUGUUGAUCUUGUAGCAUUAUCCGGAAGCCACACCAUAGGGAAUGCAAGGUGCACAAGCUUCAGGCAGAGGCUGUACAACCAGACAGGGAAGGGGAAGCCGGAUUCGAGCUUGGAUCGGUCGUACGCAGCCCAGCUGCGCACGAGGUGCCCGCAGUCGGGGGGCGACCAGAACCUCUUCUUCCUCGACUUUGUAUCUCCGACAAGCUUCGACAACAGCUACUUCAAGAAUCUGCUGAGCUUCAAGGGGCUGUUGAGCUCGGAUCAAGUGCUGGUGACCAAGAGUGAAGAAUCGCUGGAGCUGGUGAAGAGAUAUGCGGAGAGCGAGGAACUCUUCUUCGACCAGUUUGCAAAGUCGAUGGUGAAAAUGGGGAACAUUUCGCCAUUGACGGGCCGCAGAGGAGAGAUCAGGACCAACUGCAGGAAGAUGUCUUCUUCAUAAUCAAGAUUCAACUAAGUUGUUGCUGUGUUUUUCAACUUUGCUUUCCAUUAAUUAUUGCCCUUUUCCUACGUUGAUAUGUUCUAUAUUUGUCAGUAAAUUUAUAAUACUUUGAUCUUUUUCAUGUAUUGUUGUGUACUUGUGUACAAUCCACAUUUUUCAGUCAAAUUUAUGUUUAUGCA
Molecule: messenger RNA, 1196 nt
Organism: Salvia hispanica
Lineage: Eukaryota; Viridiplantae; Streptophyta; Magnoliopsida; Lamiales; Lamiaceae
Product: Peroxidase superfamily protein
Biological process (GO): response to oxidative stress; hydrogen peroxide catabolic process
Molecular function (GO): peroxidase activity; heme binding
Source: RefSeq, a predicted model, not a curated record